Messenger RNA from Closterium sp. NIES-65, 1295 nucleotides. The record is from the annotation of a GenBank genome assembly. NCBI's taxonomy places the organism in Eukaryota, Viridiplantae, Streptophyta, Zygnematophyceae, Desmidiales, Closteriaceae.
AUGGUCGUCGACGGCUGUGAAGCUGACGCUAAUCAUCACUGCCAUCGCAUUGUUACUCUGGCGAAGCCCUGCGCCGCCGCGCGCGCGGAAGCCGCCUGCCGCAGCGGCGCGCAGCUAGAAUACCUCCAAUUCUACUACUGCACGUUUGAAGGAAGCCCAGUAUUGGGUGUAGCGCUGCUGCUGACGUGGCUGGCGGCGCUAAUUUUCCUCCUGGGAAAUGUCGCGGCGGAUUUUUUCUGCCCCUCGUUAGAAGAACUCGCGGAGCUGCUGCGGCUGCCGCCCGCUGUAGCGGGGGUUACGCUGCUGCCGCUGGGAAAUGGUGCUCCUGACGUGUUCGCCAGUGUGGUGGCGUUUGUGGGAAAAGGACAUCAGAGCCUGGUGGGCUUCAACGGCGUCUUGGGGGCGGCGUGUUUCGUCUCCACCGUCGUGGCUGGCUCCGUUUGUCUCGUAGCGGCCAGCAAGGCUCCGAGGGUCCAGUUGCACAGAUCGUCCUUUAUACGAGACCUGACCUUCUUCCUCCUUGCUGUCUUGGCCCUGUGUGUGCUGGUGUGGCAGCGCGCGCGCGCGGUGCAUCUACCCCACGCACUGCUCUUCUUUGCCAUCUACCCCGCCUACUGCGUCGCUGUCGCGCUCUACCACUGCAUGCCAGCAGCGGAGCCACGCACCCCCAGAUUCCAGAUACACCCCUUCAUUCGCUCAGUGUCACAGGCAACGAUACCCCACUGGCUGUGGACGCACGAGCGCUCGCUCUUCCACUCCCGGCUCCACACCCAUCACUACCUCCACCCCAGCACCUACCUCCCCCUCCCUUUUAUCUUCUCCCGGGAGAAUUCGGCCAAUAGCAACGUGCCACCUGGCCACGUGGAGGCCGAGGACGUGACAGCUGGCAGCGGCAGCUGCCCUGUGGUGCUGCCGCCCCGCCUGCUGUUCCCCCCGCUGUCCUCCUCCCCGUCCCGCACUGCUCCUCCUGUGCUUCACUCUGCUGCCUCUGCUGAUUUUUCCGGUGCUGAUGAUGCAUUCACUGCUGCUGCUGCUGCUGCUGGUAGUGCUGGUGGUGUGGCUGGUGCUGCUAGUGCUGCUGGUGUGCCUGCGGGUGGUGCCGCUCGUGGUACUGGUAACCGCAUGGCGGCGAGUGUAACAGACGAGCUGAGAGAACCACUGUGGGGCUAUGACGAGGAAAUGGAAGACCCAGAGCUGCGCCCCUGGACCUUUGCCGGUUUCUGCGAGUACUUCAUAAAGUUCCCGCUCACGCUGCCGCUCCUCUGCUCCAUCCCCGUCCACCACAAAGACGAGUG